Schistocerca americana (American grasshopper) is the source of this 306-nucleotide messenger RNA. RefSeq names its product peritrophin-1-like. The record is from RefSeq and is a predicted model, not a curated record. Gene Ontology annotation, molecular function: chitin binding. NCBI's taxonomy places the organism in Eukaryota, Metazoa, Arthropoda, Insecta, Orthoptera, Acrididae. The transcript has 2 exons. Gene Ontology annotation, cellular component: extracellular region. Bases 31 to 261 code for a protein of 76 amino acids.
ACGCCCAGAGUGACUUGUAUCUCAUCCGUCAUGAAGGUGUUGGCUUCUCUUCUGGCUGUGUGCGUGCUGGCAGCCGUGGUGUCGGCGGCCCCCAACUGCCCGCAGUACGACGGCUCCACGCCCGUCUUCUUCCCUGACGAGAACGACAGCAGCAGCUUCUACGAGUGCAGCAACGGCAGGUCCGUCCACAUGGUCUGCCCCACUGGCACCGUCUGGAACUCCAACAUCAACACCUGCGACUGGCCACAGACCAGGAAGUAGAAGGCGCCGGAUGAUUAGAUCUCUGACAUUUGACAUAAUAUGGAA